Camarhynchus parvulus is the source of this 778-nucleotide messenger RNA. RefSeq names its product NADH:ubiquinone oxidoreductase subunit AB1 (gene NDUFAB1). The record is from RefSeq and is a predicted model, not a curated record. Gene Ontology annotation, cellular component: mitochondrion. Gene Ontology annotation, molecular function: acyl carrier activity; acyl binding. Gene Ontology annotation, biological process: fatty acid biosynthetic process. Lineage: Eukaryota; Metazoa; Chordata; Aves; Passeriformes; Thraupidae.
AUGGACCGCAGCCGGGGUCACGGGACCGCAGCCGGGGUCACGGGAUCGCAGCCGGGAUCACGGGAUCACGGUAGCAACCGGCAUCCGCGGAUAGGCGCGGGGCCCCUCGGUCGGCCGGGGGCGCGCGGGCCGCCGGCAGGGGCGGUGCGUGCCUCUCGCCGCGGCGCCCGCCGCCUGCUGACGAUGCCCGCCCCGCCCGCCGCCCGCCGCCGCUCCCUCCGCCGCCUGCCGCCCGCCCCGCCGCCGCGCCCGCCCCGCCGCCCCCCCGCGCCGCCCGCGCUGCUCCGGCUGCCGCGCGUGGCCGCGCCGCUCUGCCGCAGCUUCUCCGAGCUGCCGCCCCUGACCUUGGCCGACAUCAAGGACCGGGUGCUCUACGUGCUCAAGCUCUACGAUAAGAUCGACCCCGAGAAGCUCACAGCCGAGUCCCACUUCAUGAAGGACCUGGGCCUGGACAGUCUGGACCAAGUGGAGAUCAUCAUGGCCAUGGAGGAUGAGUUCGGAUUUGAAAUUCCUGACGGAGAUGCAGAGAAGCUGAUGUGCCCACAGGAGAUUGUAGAUUACAUUGCAGAUAAGAAGGAUAUUUAUGAGUGAAGCAGUUGCUCAGAGGAGUUGUCCCACGCCAGGGCUGGGCUGGUGCCGGCAGGGAUGGACGGGAGUGCACACGCUGUCCCACUGCUGCCUUCUUUGGAAGCUGCACGUGGAUGUUGUAUUUAAAGCUGUCUGAAUGUGUUGUCCUUUAAAAACAAGAAAAAAAAACAGGAAUAAAGAGUUAAGACCA